CAACGAAAAAUCCAGGAACGGACGAGAGCAUAAACUAGCCACUGCACCCCCAUCAACCCAAAGGUCAGAGCUCACAAGUCAUCACAAAGUCAGAGCCCCCUCGAUCGUGCUCCUACCCUUCACUCCCCAGCCAGUACUGUCCCAAUCCCCCGCAGCUCGAUCGACCCGCGUAUAUAAAUCAUUGAUUGUUUCCCUCCACUACACCGAUCGAUUGAGAUGGCGGAGGAGUGGUGGGGCUCCGCACGAACCGGCGGCGACGCGCUCUCGGCGUGCUCCGCGACGCCUACCGGCUCAGAGAUCAGCGGGACUUCGGGGAUGAGUUCGGGGCCCGCAGGUUUACCGGACUCUGCCGCCGCCGCCGCCGCCUCGCCGUUCUUCCUCGCUGAUCCGCACAUGGAUUGGACGCAAUCCUUCAUGGCCGGGAAAGUAGGAGCGGCGGCCGACGCUCCGACGAGCUUCAACGCGUUGCUCCACCUGCAAGGCGACGCGAGCCGCCAGUUCCUGCUCGAUCAGGCGGAGCAUCCGCCUCCCGUUCUGGCUACCCCGUACACCGGCGGCGCGUCGCAUCAGGGGUCCGUGUACGCGGACGGACUGUACGGCUCCAGCUUGGCCAGCAGCUACGGUGACACGCAGGCCGCCGCGACGACGAAGCCGUUCUCGCAGCAGCAGCACCACCACCACCAGUUCCCAGAUUUCUUCAGCUCGACGGGGCUCUUUGGUGCGCCGGCUCCGACCCAGAGGUCACCGCAGCCUCUCCUGCAGGCUCUAGAGCCCAAACUCCUCAAGUCUAGCACUGAACCUGCGGCUCAGGACGCCUGCUCGUCGUCAUCGGCGACGAGAAGGAGCAGCGCGGCCCCUCCGGCAGCGAAGAAGCCCCGGACAGAAACGCCGAUGCCGACUUUCAAGGUGAGGAAAGAGAAGCUCGGGGACAGAGUCACCGCGCUCCAGCAGCUGGUCUCGCCUUUUGGAAAGACGGACACGGCAUCGGUUCUUCACGAGGCCAUCGGAUACAUCAAGUUCCUUCACGAUCAAGUUGCCUCUCUGAGCUCUCCCUACUUCAUCAGGUGUAGUGGCGGUCCGGUGCAGCUCCAGCACAAACAGGCUUCGGAUGGUGACGCCGGCGAGGCGAAGGAGGACCUGCGGAGCCGCGGCCUGUGCCUUGUCCCGGUGGCGAGCACUUACACGAUGGCCAGCGAGACGGCGGCACCGGAGUUCUGGCACCCUACCUUCGGAGGCACGUUUCAUUGAUUCUAAUAAGAUCCAUAGACAUGCAAGUAGUAUCUAGCACAUUAUAGCCAACUCAGCUAGCUAGGCAGCCAUGCAUAUAUGUGUGCGUGUGAUUGUGUGUGUGUGUGCGUGCGUGUGUCGGUUAAGCAAUGUGUACUCAUGGUCUCAUGCCACACCACUAAAUCACAGUGUUGAAGCAAAAGCGGGAAAUAGCUUUUAAGCGCAAUCA
Messenger RNA from Aegilops tauschii subsp. strangulata, 1456 nucleotides. RefSeq lists its product as uncharacterized. Gene Ontology annotation, cellular component: nucleus. Lineage: Eukaryota; Viridiplantae; Streptophyta; Magnoliopsida; Poales; Poaceae. The record is from RefSeq and is a predicted model, not a curated record. Gene Ontology annotation, biological process: regulation of transcription by RNA polymerase II. Gene Ontology annotation, molecular function: DNA-binding transcription factor activity, RNA polymerase II-specific; RNA polymerase II cis-regulatory region sequence-specific DNA binding; protein dimerization activity.